UAUAACGCAACGCAUCCGUGGUCUGUCUCCGUACGGGGCGAGGCGUGAUAUAGGUCGUCGUCCACUUCAUCGUCCCUCCGCCUCCCCAUCUCUCUCUUUCUUCCCCGCUCCAAAAGCCUCGCACUUGCACCGUCUCCACCAGCUUAGCUCUCUCUCUGCAACUCAAUUUCAUUAUCGCAUCUACACACACACACACACACACGCAUAUGUAUAUACACACUUUUGUGUAUAUUUACAUGAACGCAGGCCGUGCUGGCUUUUGAACUGGAGAGAGGCGGUACAGUACAGUAGCGUAGACUAGUAGUAUUAGUUCCUUAUUAAUCUUCUCUCGAAACUCUGAUUAAUUGCUAAGAUGGAUGAAAUGUAUGGUUUCCAUCCGACGACGAAUGAAGACUACGUGGACAAGAUCCUUAUGUCGCCGGAGAACCUGAUGAUGCCGGCGGAGUACCAGAACUUCUACUCCUCCUCCUCUGCCGGCGUCGGCGAUCACUUCCGGAUUCCGGUAUUCGGAUCGGACGAGUUGAUCUCCGCAGCUUCGGCAAUAUCCGAGGCCGCCUCGAUUACGCCGGCAGGAAUACGACGGAGUGAUGGAGAUCGUGAUGGUCUGUCGAGUGUGAUCAAGGCCAAGAUCGCUUCCCAUCCUUCGUAUCCGAGGUUGAUUGAGGCUUACAUCGCUUGCCAGAAGGUCGGAGCGCCACCGGAGAUAGCAUCUUUGUUAGACGAAAUCCAGCGAGAAAAUUUCGUCUGUAAGCGAGAUUCGUAUUUCACGUGCUUGGGGGACGAUCCUGAACUUGACGAGUUUAUGGACACCUUCUGUGAUAUAUUGGUGAAGUACAAGUCGGAUCUCUCGAGGCCUUUUGAUGAAGCAACCAGCUUCUUGAGCAACAUUGAAAUGCAACUCAGCAAUCUAUGCAAAGACGAUGGCGACGGCUCAUCUGAUGAGGAACUUGGUGGAAGGGAGAUUGAAGGACAAGAAGCAGAAACAAGGAGUGAAGACCAAGAACUUAAAGACAAACUUUUGCAGAAAUAUGGCAAUCAUAUUAGUAGCUUGAAGUUUGAAUUUUCAAAGAAGAAGAAGAAAGGAAAGUUGCCGAAAGAGGCAAGGCAAACGUUACUCCAGUGGUGGAAUAUGCACUACAAGUGGCCUUACCCAACAGAAGCCGAUAAAAAUGCAUUGGCUGAAUCAACCGGGCUUGAUCAGAAGCAAAUUAACAAUUGGUUUAUCAAUCAGCGGAAGCGUCACUGGAAGCCAUCAGAGGACAUGCAGUUAGCUGUGCUGGAUGGCGACUCGGGACAUUUUUUCACAAAUGACUGAGAGGCUGUCUUUUCCCUCUGGAAAACAUGUAUGAUAAAAAGAGUACAAUUGCGACGCUCUCCACUUGCACUGGAAGACUUCUGUACUAGGACUCAGAAUUUGCUGGCACUGCUCUUUCAAUGGGCACAUACACUAAAUAUGUAUGUUGUAUUUUUUUUGGGAUAGAAGAUGAAUGUUACUUUAAACAAU
Messenger RNA from Diospyros lotus (date-plum), 1504 nucleotides. RefSeq names its product homeobox protein knotted-1-like 6. The transcript has 6 exons. Gene Ontology annotation, cellular component: nucleus. Lineage: Eukaryota; Viridiplantae; Streptophyta; Magnoliopsida; Ericales; Ebenaceae. Bases 353 to 1315 code for a protein of 320 amino acids. The record is from RefSeq and is a predicted model, not a curated record. Gene Ontology annotation, biological process: regulation of DNA-templated transcription. Gene Ontology annotation, molecular function: DNA binding; DNA-binding transcription factor activity, RNA polymerase II-specific.